Messenger RNA from Ectocarpus sp. CCAP 1310/34, 801 nucleotides. Lineage: Eukaryota; Phaeophyceae; Ectocarpales; Ectocarpaceae. The record is from the annotation of a GenBank genome assembly.
ACGGCGCCGGUCGACUGGCGCCAGCAGUCUACGGAAACAUUUGUUGCGUCCAUGGACAGCAUGGGGUAUGACAACGCGCUGAAACACUUGGAAAGAAUAGGCUCGACGUUUGCGAAGGACACCCGAAAACGCUUACGAGGUUUGGAAGACAAGGUCAGCAGAACAGCCUCGUUGGAGCGAGCAAUCGAGCAGGCGCAAAAGCAACGUAGAACCAAGGAGGGAAGCCGCACGUUGCAAACGAUCCUCACCGCUGCGGCCUUUCCUGUCGACGGCGUAGACGAGAGCUUGUCGAGUCAAGAGAAGAGCAGGUUGCGGGAAGUCAAGGUGUUGGGUGCAGUAGCGAGCAGAUGGAAGGGUAAGGGGGCUGGGUUGCAGGAUCCGGUGUCGGGGGAGGAAGACGUGACUUGCAGAAAGGUGAAACGGACGUACAGGCUCAGGAGUCGGCUGGCGUCUUGCUUCUGCUCGGCGUGCCAGCGUUGCGAGUAUGAGCAGUGCGACGUCAGCAAGACGUACCCACGUCUCGUUCCCGCAUUGCAAGAGGGCGAAGUGAAGGAAACGGUGAUCAUGGACACUGGAGUAGCGCCCGUAGAUGAAGAUAACUCCCGGGGGAUCCAGUUCGGGAGUAGGAGGAAGGAAUGCAAGAUGAAGAGAAUCACUGAGACACGCUGGCAAGAAUACGAGUCUGCUGCUGCGUCAAAGAUUUGGGAAGAGCUUGGUAGGAAGGAAGAGCCCCAUAUUGUUGCCCGUUUCGGGCGGUGGGCUGGUUUUUAAGUGAUGCGCUUAUUGUAUUUCUUGUGGAGC